UCGCCAUAGUAAACUCGCUAUUUUGACCCCGUAAAGAUGGCCGGUAAGUUAACAUAUUUUGAUUCGAACUUAAAUUUUUCUUCUCAUCGCAACACACUGGAAUUUCAGCCUCCAUCAACCUCACUCAAUGCAUCAAGGUUUACUUCUCCAUCAAAGGCGCAACAUGAGCUCAAUGCGGAAGCGCAGGAUCAGAUCAGCCGCUGCUUUAAUAAACUCAGAUCACUGAGACCGUCUGACAGCCAGACUCUCAAAACUGAGCUUAAUCUUCUGUUUGAUCAGCUAAUCUCAGAAAACUACACAAUUUAUGACAACAUUCAUCCAGAGGUUGUGUGCGAGCUGCUUGUGCAAGCGAGUCGCCUGGUUCCUCUGAGCCAAGAGCAUCUGGUCAUUAAACUCUGCCAAUUGAUUCAUCAACUUCUAAACCAGCUGCAGGUAAUAGUGGAUGAACAAACACUUGAUAUUCUGGUGUCAUACAGCACACGCGCUCUGCGGACAUGCAGCUCGUGGACUCACCCAGAGGUGCUGCUUGCCCUCUCAUCACUGGUGUAUGGCAAUGGAUGCAAGUGUCAGAGGCACCUUCCAGAGCUCCUUGGGCCAAGUGGUAUUCUGGUGAGGUACGGUGACCCCAGUCAGCCUGACAUAGAGCUGCGUCGCUCUGCCGUGCAUUGCUUGGCUAAUCUGUGCCUCAGUGUUCCUGGUCAGCCAUAUUUGGAGGAGCCAUAUAAAGGUGUAUGUUAUGGAAUCCAGCUGCGGACACUACAGUACCCCAAACCGCCUAAUGUGGAGAAUAUUGUCUUCUGUACAUUGUUGCAUAGUGCUCUGAAGGGAAUGCAGUGUUUUCUCAGUGGGGGGAAAUGGAAAGCUGUGCAGAACCAGGAUCUUGGAACCUUAUUGGCUGUGCUCAAGAGAUUCAUGUUCCAUGGCCUGCCAGGAAUAAGUGUGGAGAUGCCACAGGUGUUGUAUCCAGCUCCUCUCCCUCAAUACGAGACUAUUUCCUCUGCAAAGCCUGAACCCUCACAAGAUUCGACUGCACAGAAAAAAACUCCAGGGUCCCAACAGAACAAGAAACGGAAGUCUCGUGGGAAAGGAAAGAAAGCUGGAGCCGAGGGGAAGAGGGAUGGAGAGGAGGGAGAGGGUGAUGAGCCUCUUAAAUCUGGGGGAGGAGGAGUGGAUCAAAGUGGCUGGUCACUUGGCUCUCAGUCCUCUAGUCUGACAUCCCCAUCAGGAGUGACUCCUCAUCUGUACCCUUCCUGGAAAAAAGGAAGCUCUGACUCGGAAUUCUCCGACCCUGAGGGAGGAAUGCAAUCUAAACUCAGGCUGUAUCAAGCACGUGUGCGGCAGAGUGCGCUACAGUGUUUCCUGGCAGUGGUGAAGUGUGUUGAAAAACGAGUUCUUUACGGCUACUGGUCCUCCUUCAUUCCAGACGCUCCAUCGAUUGGAGGCCCCUCUCCUCUUACACUUUUGACCAUUGCCCUAAAAGACCCCUCCCCAAAGGUGCGGGCAGGCUCUCUGCAGGUACUGUCUGCUCUUCUUGAAGGUUCUCGACAGUUCCUUUCCACCGCUGAAGACACCAGUGCACCUCGCCAGGCCUUCACGCCCUUUUCUGCCACGUUAGCUGCCAGCCUCAGAGAGCUUCACCGCUGCUUGCUGCUAGCACUCCUUGCAGAGUCCUCAUGCCAGACUCUCACUCAAGUCUUAAAGUGCCUUGCUCACCUGGUGUUCAAUGUGCCCUAUAACCGUCUGAGACCAGGCCUGCUGAGCACACUGUGGAAACAGAUCCGUCCGUAUGUGCGUCACAGAGAUGUGAAUGUACGUGUGUCCAGCCUCACACUCUUUGGUGCAUUAGUCUCAACUCAAGCUCCUCUCCCUGAGAUCCAACUCCUACUUCAGCAACCAGGGUCCACGUCCACCCUCAGCACCCCUGGUGUCGCCACACCUCAGGAGCUCUCUCAGAACUGGAGGCAGCUGGUUCAGAGAGAUGGAGAAGCCUUGCCAUCUCCUGGAGGAGUUGAAGAAGGUCUGGAGGGGCCUUGCUGGCUGCUACAGCUGUGCAUUAGUCUGGUCACGCAGCCUCGUGAAGAAACCUAUUCGGAUAGUGAUGCUGGGGGGUCCAGUGCUGGAUCGCUGGAACCUUCACCUGUUCGUCUUGAAGCCCUCCAGGUGCUGGCUCAUCUGGUGAAGGGUUACUUCUCAUUGGCUCAGACGUCACUGUUGGAGUUGGGUCAUCUCAGCGCUCUCUGUCUCACAGAGCAGGACCCUUCUGUGCAACUUCAUGGCGCUAAACUUCUGGAAGAACUGGGAACAGGAAUUAUUCAGCAAUACAGAGCUGAUGGCAGCACUCCACAAAGUGCCAAACAAGUGCCAGUGUCCCAGGUGGUUCAGUUCUGGUCAGAGGUCUUGGGUGGUCCGCUGAUUGGAGCUUUACAGAAUGAGCAGCAUCCUACUCUGCAGACCAGCGCAUGUGACACCCUCUCAUCUAUUUUACCACAGGCUUUCAGCCAGCUGCCUGAUAAGACACAGGUUCUGUGUAUCACAAUACUGCUGGGUCUGACGUACAGUGAGAACUCUGUUGUGAAAGCGGCCGCAGUUAGAGCGCUGGGUGUUUACAUCCUCUUUCCCUGCCUCAGAGAGGAUGUGAUGUUUGUGGCAGACACAGCUAAUGCCAUCCUCACUGCUCUGGAUGAUCGCUCUCCCAACGUCCGUGCUAAAGCAGCCUGGUCACUCGGCAACCUCACAGAUACACUCAUUGUCAACAUGCAGUCAGUGGGGCUGGAGUUUCAGGAAGAGUUCUCUGGUAUGCUGCUGCUGAAUAUGCUCAGAUCAGCCACCAAAGCCUCAGGAGAUAAAGACAGGGUAAAGAGCAAUGCAGUGCGUGCACUGGGGAAUCUGCUUCACUUCCUGCAGCCAGUGCACUUGGGCAAGCCUGUGUUUGAGCAGCCUCUUCAGGAGGCCAUGAGGGCUCUAAUCGACACGGUCAGAGGGGACGCCACCAUGAAAGUGCGCUGGAAUGCCUGCUAUGCACUCGGCAAUGCCUUCAGAAAUCACAACCUGCCUCUGGGUACAGCUAUCUGGUCCAAGGAAGCUUACUCUGCACUAUCCUACGUUGUCACUUCCUGCAAGAACUUCAAAGUACGCAUCAAAUCUGCAGCUGCGCUCUCCAUUCCUGGGACACGGGAUUGCUAUGGAGACACUCGCCAGUUCGCCGAAGUGUGGCAUGCUUUGUCUCAAGCCCUGGAACACAGUGAAGAAACCGAGGACUUUCUUGAAUAUCGUUACUGCGCAAGUUUACGCACUCAACUCUGUCAUGCCCUCCUGCACUUGCUGUCCUUAUGCCUGCCUGAUGACUUUCCGGCCCUGAGGUCAUCGCUGAGUGACCAGUCCAGACCAGUUCUUCAGGGCUUCCUGGUUCGUUACCUUAGUGAUAGGGGAGUGGCUUUGGUUGCCGGUGGUGAUGGUGAUGCUGGGGAAGAGGCGGGGGAUCACAAGGUGCCUGAAGAUGGGUUGAUGAUGCUCAGGGAGACUUUGACAAGGCUGAAGGGACUGCAAGGAGAGCCCAUGUUGGAAAGCAGUGAGGAUCUGAAGACCGUGUUGAAUUUCUUACAGGAUGUAGUGAGGGAUUUGGAGGUGAUAAAAGAAUCCAACAGCCAAGAUUCCUCUUUCACAAACAGCAAACCGCCACAGAAAUCAAAGUGAAAUUACAGAUACAAGCGAAGCCAUAUAAUAAAAGUCUGUUUGAUAUAUAAAGGGGGUAGUUCACCAAUUACUCAUCAUCAUGUUAUUCCAAACCCGUAUGACCCCUAUUUCUUCUGUGGAACACAAAAGGAGAUGUUAGGCAGUAUGUCUUAGUCUUUAUUCAUUUUUAUUUUAUAGAAAAAAGAUGCAAUGAAAGGGAAUGGUAACUGGCUAACAUUUUGACAACUUUGUGCUCUACAGAAGAAAGUUAUACAGGUUUGAAACAUUUUGAAGUUGAGUAAAUGACAGACAAUUCAUUUUUUUGGUGUACUAUUCCUUUAAGAAUGCCUUUUUGAGUAAAUUUAAAUGUGUAUAUAUAUCAUAUAAUAAUAUGGUGUAGACUGAUGUCAUAGUGAUUUUCCAAAUGAAUGAAUCGUGACAUCAUUACUCUGAUUUUGAGUUGUUUUAAGGAACAUAAUUUUAUGUGAGCUCCAUUUAAGUAAGAAAAUAGGCCUGGUAAUUUUUAUUGAUCCUAAAAAUACUAAAUAAACUCACAUUUCCCA
Molecule: messenger RNA, 4235 nt
Organism: Myxocyprinus asiaticus (Chinese sucker)
Lineage: Eukaryota; Metazoa; Chordata; Actinopteri; Cypriniformes; Catostomidae
Gene: heatr6
Product: HEAT repeat containing 6
Exons: 20
Coding region: 37-3693 (1218 amino acids)
Source: RefSeq, a predicted model, not a curated record